UUAACAUUUUUGUUUCUUUUUUUCCCAAAUCAAUUUACGUGUCAUCUUACCUCACCUUCCCUGUCAUUUCUCAACAAUCAAAACAACCCUUCCAAUAAUUUCCAUUAUAAAUUACAAAUUUUCCUCUCACAAUUAAAAUUAAAAAAAACCCUAAAACCCAAUUUCACCAAUCUUCAUCAAUCUUCACAUUCAACCAUGUCUCGAUUCAGCAACAACCUAAUCGGAAUCCUCAACUUCCUAACCCUACUCCUCUCAAUCCCCAUCCUCGUCAUGGGCGUCUGGCUCCACAAACAAUCCACCACCGAAUGCGAACGCUUCCUCGAAAAACCGAUCAUCGCGCUCGGCGUUUUCCUCUUGGUGGUUUCUCUCAUGGGCUUAAUCGGUUCCUGUUGUAGAGUUUCAUGGCUUCUAUGGUUUUAUCUUCUUGUGAUGUUUUUGCUGAUUGUGCUGCUUUUCGCGUUCACGAUUUUUGCGUUUGUUGUUACUAAUAAAGGGGCGGGGGAAGCGGUGUCGAAUCGGGGGUAUAAGGAGUAUAGGCUUGGGGAUUAUUCGAAUUGGUUGCAGAAUAAGGUUACGGAUGGAGGUGCUUGGAAGAGGAUUAGGAGCUGUUUGGCGUCCGGGAAGGUUUGUGAGGAUUUUCAAGCAAAGUAUUUGAAGGAUAAUGUUGAACAGUUUCAUUCUGAGCAGUUGUCUGCUCUUCAGGUUGGGGUACGAUAUACGGUCCAGCAUACGGCAUUUUUAAAAAUAUUCAAGUCUGGAUGUUGUAAGCCUUCAGAGGACUGUGGUUUUACUUAUGUGAGCCCAACAAACUGGACGCCCGGAACUGUUAAUUCUACCAACCUUGACUGUAAAGCUUGGAAUAACGAUCCAAAGAUUCUGUGUUUCGAUUGCCAAUCUUGCAAGGCUGGGUUACUGCAAAACCUCAAGACUGAUUGGAAGAAGGUGGCCGUUGUGAACAUCAUAUUCCUGAUUUUCCUGGUCAUUGUAUACUCCAUCGGCUGCUGCGCAUUCAGGAAUAACAGGAAGGACAAUUGGAAGAGAUAUUAGGCUCUUCAGUAUUAUUAGCAUCAGUAUUAUUAGCAUGUAGAUGAUUUAGGCCAUUUGGUUUUAUAUGCUGAUUUUGUGUGUGUGGAUUUCAUACUGUUUUUCAGUACAGUUUGACUGUUUUCUGUAAAUUGCUCAAUUUUAUUAUAUUACAGUAUGUGGAUUGAGAUGACUUCAAAUUAA
Vicia villosa (hairy vetch) is the source of this 1227-nucleotide messenger RNA. RefSeq names its product tetraspanin-8-like. The record is from RefSeq and is a predicted model, not a curated record. Gene Ontology annotation, cellular component: plasmodesma; plasma membrane. The transcript is spliced from 3 exons. Gene Ontology annotation, biological process: auxin-activated signaling pathway. NCBI's taxonomy places the organism in Eukaryota, Viridiplantae, Streptophyta, Magnoliopsida, Fabales, Fabaceae. Bases 196 to 1047 code for a protein of 283 amino acids.